AUGAAUUCUGAUAGACGACUCACAAAGGCUCUCGAGGCGGCCAACGAUGCUCUCCAGCACAUUUCCAUGUUGCCAAGUCUAGGCAGUCUGGACUGCACUCACAUCGACAGACUGCUCGGCCGCGUGGUCGACCUCCCCACCGAAUGCACCCAGAGGAACAGCAGAAGAAGCUUGCUGCUCGUGCGGCAGUGGAUGACCAGUGAAGGCCCAAGUGUGGUGUCGCUCGAGGUGCUGGGGCAGCUGUACUGGCGGCUGGGCGAGCUCAACAGCACACAGUUUGAAAAAUUCAAAGCUUCGCUCCAACAACAGCCGCUCUACACAUCACUGGUCCAGGACAAGGAAUUCAACGCACUCGUCCUCCAGCGUAUCCGCCACAUCCAGAAGUCAAAAGUGGAUGCGUGUCAGGAUUUCCUUAGCGAGCUAAGUGAUCUCACCAGCGCACAAGUCGAUUCGCCUAUGAUGAGUAUAGAGAAUCUUCGAGUAAGCUCGUGUAGCCCGACGCGAUCUAUGCACUCGCAAGACAGCGACUUUUCACAGGAAGCCAGUCUUCCAGGCCUGAUGCAGCAUACACCAGACGGCCCUCGGUCGAGUGAAAACAUGGAGCGCAUCCUUCGAGAUUUCUACAUCAAUGGAAUCUGUCCUAGCAUGACGGUUGCCAUACAGUCCAAUUCCUACACUUCUCUCGUGCAGGUGUCCGAGGUCUGUCUCAGCACGCGAUACGCCCUCCUCAGCCUGUCUGCCUCGUAUCUCAGCGAUCUUGUUCCCAAGCACCGAGAUUUCUACCACAGAGCAGAGCUGUACUACUCCACGCAGGCACUGGAAGCACUGGCAGCCCAGCUCCGCGACGGGACUCACUACGACGGCGCACUGGCAACCAGCAUGCUCCUCAUGCACCACGGGAUGCUGCAUCUCGACGACUCCCCCGUCAUCCUCGCCCGCACCGCCCAGUCCAUCGACGACCUGCAAAGCACAAGGCACCACGCCUUUGAAACGCGGAACUGGCUCGACGGACUUCCGCCCCCGGAGCCCCUGCGUAUCUGCGGCAUUCUGGGUGUCUCCCCCCAAAUCCUGUUCUACAUUUCCAAUAUCACGGGCCAGGCCUCGAACCCAAAUCGCCUCAAUAGGCUCAUGCAUGCACAGCUGCUCGAGUCCCAGAUCCAGAAUACACAGCAGUGGAUUUCGGAGACGGAGGGCCCCGAGAAACAGAUUCUGGCUUCCACGGCUGAGACGUUUAGGAUUGCGGCGUUGAUUCAUCUGCGCUGUCGCAUCUACGGAUUCACACGCUUCGACCCAUUCAUCAUCGCGCUCGCGGAUAAACUCUACGCUGCGCUGCGCUCGCUGCCCGUCCAUGGACCCCUGUACACCGCCAUCUAUCCCAUCUGGCCCUUCUUCGUCGCAGCCGUCACCACCACCGAGGACAAGCGAGAGAGGCUGUGCCGCCGUGAGGGCCUCGCCCGCGAGGGAAACAGGGAUAGACUUACCGCCGUCCUGAGACGCAUCGCGGGAAUCCGGACCUGGCUGGCUGACCAGGAUCCCAAUUGCACACGCCAAGAUGGCUGGUGGGAGCUCAUGCUCACGCCCGCCGCGAGCACCAUGCCGCUUGGCACCAAUCUGCUUUGUCUGGGGUAG
This is a messenger RNA of Exserohilum turcica Et28A, 1629 nucleotides long. RefSeq lists its product as uncharacterized. The transcript is spliced from 4 exons. Bases 1 to 1629 code for a protein of 542 amino acids. Gene Ontology annotation, molecular function: DNA-binding transcription factor activity; transcription cis-regulatory region binding. Gene Ontology annotation, cellular component: nucleus. Gene Ontology annotation, biological process: positive regulation of transcription by RNA polymerase II. Lineage: Eukaryota; Fungi; Ascomycota; Dothideomycetes; Pleosporales; Pleosporaceae. The record is from RefSeq and is a predicted model, not a curated record.